GUGCUUGUCUAGACUUUCAUUCUCUGCUGCUCUUUCUGGCUUGCGGGCACGUUGAAGACACAAGAGAUCUCCGAGAAGGCUUCAAUUUCUUCGAACAGGAAGAGAAAAGCUCGGGUACGAUCUGAGGCGAUCCGUCGAGAACGGAUCGGCUGGUGUUGAUUAAGGCCCGUCGCCGUUCGAUCUCGUGGUUCCGUGAGGGAUCCGCAUGAGCAGGUCCAUCGACCUGAGUUUCUUCUCGUAUUCGAACCACUUCAAUACCUGUCUCCUGAUCUUUGUCCUCGAGUAUUCACCUCAACUCUUUGCUUUUUUGAUUAAUAAUUCGAGUUGUCGUUGGAACCGGAACUACAAAUCGGCUUGAUAUGGAGACUUGUAAUGAUUUUAGGAAAGACUCUUCCUAUAUCAAAAGAAGGCGUUCCCCAUCUGUCAUUGUUAUAGGUGCCGGCUUUGCUGGCAUUUCAGCUGCCCGUGCACUCCAUAACGCAUCUUUUAAGGUUGUCUUGUUAGAAUCACGUGGUAGGAUUGGUGGUCGAGCUUACACUGAUUACACAUUUGGUUUUCCAGUUGACAUGGGAGCUGCAUGGUUGCAUGGUGCUUGCCAAAAAAAUCCCCUGGCUCCAGUAAUUGGGAGAUUAGGACUUCCACUCUAUCGAACUAGUGGUGAUGACUCAAUUUUGUUUGAUCAUGAUUUGGAAAGCUAUGCACUCUAUGAUACGGAUGGGAAUCAAGUUCCACAAGAACUAGUUAAACAUGUUGGUGGGAUAUUCGAGAGCAUACUCAAAGAGACUGAGAAAUUGAGGCUGGAAAUUAGUGAUGAUAUUUCCAUGGCCAAAGCAAUUGCUAUAGUUUUUGAGACACGGCCGGACCUUAGGUUAGAAGGGCUUGGAGAUAAGGUCCUGAAAUGGUACUUAUGCAGGCUGGAAGGUUGGUUUGCUGCUGAUGCAGAUACCAUCUCCUUGAAAUCUUGGGAUGAGGAAGUUUUACUGCCUGGUGGUCAUGCCCUUAUGGUCCGGGGUUAUCGUCCUGUUAUCAAUACACUCGCAAGAGGUCUGGAUAUUCGGCUUGGUCAUCGAGUAUCCAAAAUAAUAAGGGAUAAAAUGGGAGUAGAAGUGAUAGUCGAUAAUGGUAAAUCAUUUGUCGCGGAUGCCGCUGUCAUUACGGUUCCCUUAGGUGUGCUGAAGUCCAAUUCCAUUAAGUUUGAGCCAAAGCUUCCAAAUUGGAAGGAGGAAGCCAUUAGAGACAUUGCCGUUGGCACAGAAAACAAAAUAGCAUUGCACUUUGAUAGAGUUUUCUGGCCUAAUGUGGAGUUUCUUGGAGUUGUCUCUUCUUCUUCUUACAGCUGCAGCUAUUUUCUUAAUCUACACAAGGCGACCGGUCACCCUGUACUUGUUUAUAUGCCUGCAGGCAAGUUAGCACAUGACCUUGAGAAGUUGACCGAUGAAGCUGCGGCUAGCUUUGCCUUCCAACAGCUUAAACAAAUCCUUCCUGAUGCAUCAAAGCCGAUCCAAUAUCUAGUGUCGCACUGGGGCACAGACGUGAACUCUCUGGGCUCCUACAGCUAUGACGCCAUGGGAAAGCCUCAUUAUCUUUUCGAGAGGCUUAGGAUCCCCGUGGACAAUCUAUUCUUCGCAGGCGAGGCCACCAGCCUAGCCUUUACCGGAACCGUGCAUGGAGCCUUCUCUACUGGAUUGAUGGCGGCAGAAGAAUGCCAGAUGCGUGUGCUUGAGAAAUACGGAGCCCUGGACCUCUUCCAUCCGGCCAUGGCGCAAGACCAAGAACUCCUCUCCCCUCCCCUUCUCAUCUCCCGAAUUUGAUCGCUUCUUAUCUCUACUAUCCUUGCUUCAGUGAUUCUCUGCAGCAUUCCAGCAUGCAUCAUGGAAGAUUUGCAUUACAUAUCACUCACUUCCUAUGUAUUUACAUAUCUGAUACCUAAAUUUCAAUAUUAUGUAUAUUCCAUCUUAUUCAUGCUUGAAAAAAAUAGUGGUGCUUU
Phalaenopsis equestris is the source of this 1987-nucleotide messenger RNA. Its product is annotated as probable polyamine oxidase 2. Gene Ontology annotation, biological process: polyamine catabolic process. The transcript has 10 exons. Gene Ontology annotation, molecular function: polyamine oxidase activity. Lineage: Eukaryota; Viridiplantae; Streptophyta; Magnoliopsida; Asparagales; Orchidaceae. The record is from RefSeq and is a predicted model, not a curated record. Gene Ontology annotation, cellular component: peroxisome. Bases 360 to 1811 code for a protein of 483 amino acids.